AUGUCCGUCUCGACUCCCUCCUCUACCGGCCAUAUGCCGCCCAACGGCGCGGCGGAUCUUGACCCGUUGGACGCCGCCGACUAUGACCCAAUUGACCAUCUAAAUACGAUUUUCUCCCAUCCUUCCACCCUCUCCUCCGUGUCCCACGUUUCCCAGACCCUCCGCGAAUACGAAGACGAGCUCGACAAUGACAUCGCUGCGCUGGUGGAGGAGCAGGUCACCUCCAACGCGGAGAGCGUUGAGCGCAUCCAAACAGCCAAGGCCGAUCUCACCGAGCUCUUCAAAAAGAUCGACGAUGUGCGCGACCGCGCAUCCAAGACAGAACAGGCGAUCACGGAGAUGACGGCGGACAUCAAGCAGCUGGAUAAUGCAAAGAAGAACCUCACGCAGUCGAUGACAGCGCUGAAGCGGCUGCAGAUGCUCACGACGGCGUACGACCAGCUGCGGGCCUUGAGCAAGACGCGGCAGUACCGUGAUUGCGGCCAGCUGCUGCAGGCCGUCAUUCAGCUGAUGGCGCACUUCAAGUCGUACCGCUCGAUCGACCAGAUCGCACUGCUGAGUCGCAACGUGGCGGAUAUUCAGCGGGAGCUGCUGGAGCAGGUCUGUGAGGACUUUGAGCUGGCGUUUGCGAAGGGCGAAGUGGCGCAGAAGCGGACGACGCUGUCGGAGGGAUGUCUGGUCAUGGAUGCCCUGGGGGAGAGCGCGAGGUCCCGGCUGGUGACAUGGUAUUGCAACUUCCAGCUGCGGGAGUACCGACAGGUGUUUCGGAAUAACGAAGAGGCGGGCUCGCUGGACAACAUCUCCCGAAGAUACUCCUGGUUCCGGCGCAUCCUCAAGAUCUACGAUGAGGAGUAUGCGGCCAUCUUCCCGGCGGCGUGGAGAGUCAAUGAGAUCCUCGCCAACGUAUUCUGCGAGGGAACGCGUGAAGACUUCAAGGGGAUCCUUUCGCGGUCCGUACGGAAUGGCCAGGCAAUUGAUGUCAAUCUUCUACUUUCUUGUCUGCAGGAGACCCUUGACUUUGAGCAUUCGCUUGAGCGACGCUUUGCGAGCCCGUCCCGUCCUUCCACCGAUACCUUUGCCUCCACCGAGACGCCUGUCUUUGGCCAGGCGAUCUCAGAGGCUUUUGAGCCGUACCUGAGCGUAUGGGUUGAAGCCCAAGACAAACAGCUGGCUGCCUUUAUCCCCAAGUACCGGCAGCAGCCGCUGCGGCCGCCGGAUGAAGAAUUCGACUCCAACAUCGUGAUCUCGUCUUCCACGGAACUCUUUACUUUCUAUAGACAUGCCUUCCAGCAGUGCGCGAAACUAUCGACUGGCGCCAGUCUUGCGGACCUGGCCAAGGUCUUUGCAAAAUACUUAGAUCAAUAUGCACAGCAAGUGCUCCUCAACUACAUAAGCGAGCGGCCGACAGGGCACACUCCAUCAAAUGUGCCGUCACUGGAGGACCUCAUCCUGGUCCUCAAUACAGCAGAUUACUGUUACACCACUUGCAACCAGCUGGAAGAGAAAAUCAAAGGCAGACUCGAUAAAAACCUCGAGCAGAGCGUGGACCUGCAGAGCCAAGCCGACUCCUUCAUGGGCAUUGCCUCUGCCGCAAUCCGUGGCCUUGUGCGGAAAGUUGAGAUCAAUCUGGAGCCCUCAUGGCGCGAGAUGCGCAAUACGCCUUGGAAUCGGCUUGAAGCUGUUAGUGAUCAGAGCCCCUACGUGGUUGAGCUCGUGUCCAAGGCACAAAACACCUCCUCGGAAAUCCUGCAGUUCCUACACAAGCAGCAAUACGCCAGAGCUCUUGCCGACCAUGUUGUCGAGCUAGUGUCCACGCAAUUGAUCUCGAAUAUUGCCCAAUGCAAACCCAUUUCAGAGACCGGGGCCGAACAGAUGCUUCUCGACGCCUACACCCUCAAAACCGGCCUCUCGUCUCUCCUACCCGCACCGGCCCCCGCAAGCUUCGUUAAACGCGUUAACAGCAGCUUCUCCAAGAUAGAAGCCCUCCUCAAGACCCUGCAAGUGCACCCUUCACCCCCCGAAGCCCUCGUCCAAGCAUACCUCAUCCACAUCGCGGACCGCAACAACGCCAACUUCCGCAAAAUCCUUGACCUCAAGGGCAUCCGCAGCCGCCAGGAACAGAACCACCUUGUCGAACUCUUCCAGGUCCAUCGCGCCUCCGAUCGCUACGCCUCUAACCUCCAGUCAAGCAACCCAAUCCUCUCAGCCAUGCAGACCACAGCCCCUCCCACCGCUUCCUCCGUCUCCCAGGGCCUGGGCUUGGGAGCUGCCGCGUCCAUCAGCGCCUCGAACCUCCCGACUCGCUUCGACCCGACCAUGCUUGGGUCGGCGCUCAUCUCCGCAGCGAAAGAUGGAGUCGAUAGAUUCGGCACGCCCCUAAGUUCGUCGAGUGCAGCGAACCCCAGCGGCGCUGGUACCGGCGCAGCGUCUACUACGCCGUCUUCCGGCGCGGCCCAGGGACAAGGUCAGGUGGGGGAGACGGGUUCCAAUCUCAACGAAAAUCUGAAGAACAUAGGGAAAUUCUUCCGCCGGGAUCUGGGCGGGUUUGGGGGCAGAUUCGGGGGGAGUUGA
Aspergillus clavatus NRRL 1 is the source of this 2571-nucleotide messenger RNA. Its product is annotated as putative GARP complex subunit Vps53. Gene Ontology annotation, cellular component: GARP complex. The record is from RefSeq and is a predicted model, not a curated record. The coding region runs from base 1 to 2571 and encodes 856 amino acids. The transcript is spliced from 3 exons. Gene Ontology annotation, biological process: retrograde transport, endosome to Golgi. NCBI's taxonomy places the organism in Eukaryota, Fungi, Ascomycota, Eurotiomycetes, Eurotiales, Aspergillaceae.